Mauremys mutica (yellowpond turtle) is the source of this 1932-nucleotide messenger RNA. Its product is annotated as retinol dehydrogenase 8-like. The transcript has 7 exons. Bases 171 to 1118 code for a protein of 315 amino acids. Gene Ontology annotation, molecular function: estradiol 17-beta-dehydrogenase [NAD(P)+] activity. Gene Ontology annotation, cellular component: cytoplasm. Gene Ontology annotation, biological process: estrogen biosynthetic process. The record is from RefSeq and is a predicted model, not a curated record. NCBI's taxonomy places the organism in Eukaryota, Metazoa, Chordata, Testudines, Geoemydidae.
GGCCGGCCGGCCGGCAGGGACUACAAGCCCCGGCGUGCUGCGGGCUCGCGGGGCGUUUCCCUCGGCCGGUCGGGGGAAGGAGCCGUAGCUGGAGCCGCUGCGAGGCGGGGACUGGCUGAGCCGGUGGCGACCCAGCUCGCAGCGGAGCAGACAGACAGACAGACACAGGGAUGUCCUGCAGGAACAUGCUGCUGACUGGCUGCUCCUCUGGGAUCGGGCUGGCUCUGGCCGUCCGGCUGGCUAAAGAUGAGCUGAAGAGAUUCCGAGUCAUCGCCACCAUGAGGAACCUGGACAAGCGGGAGGCCUUGGAGAAGCAGGCGGGGCCGGCACUGGACAAGACCCUGGAAAUCCGCCAGAUGGACGUGACCAGCGAGGAAUCCAUCCGGCGCUGCGUGGAGGGCAUUCCCCAGCGGAGAGUGGACGUGCUGGUGAACAACGCGGGGCUGGGCAUGAUCGGGCCGGUGGAGAGCCAGAGCGUCGCUGCCAUGAAGGGUCUCUUUGACACCAACUUCUUCGGGCUGGUGCGGCUGGUGCGCGAAAUCUUCCCCGACAUGAAGCGCCGGCGCCGGGGCCACAUCGUGGUGAUGAGCAGCGUGCUGGGGCUGCAAGGCCUCAUCUUCAACGACAUCUACUCCGCCUCCAAGUUCGCUGUGGAGGGUUUCUGUGAGAGCUUGGCCCUGCAGGCGCUAAAGUUUGGUGUGAACAUCAGCCUGAUCGAACCCGGACCGGUGGUGACCGAGUUCGAAAGGAAACUCUACGAAGAAGCCGCCAGCAUGGACCUGUCUGCCGUUGACCAGGAGACACUGGAUAUAUUCCAAGGCUUCUACAUGGCCUAUUCCAAGGACGUCUUCACGGUGCUGGGGCAGUCGCCGGACGAGGUGGCUGAGCACACGGCCAAGGUGAUCAUGGCGGAGAAGCCGCCUUUUCGCUACCAGACCAACAGCCUCUACACGCCCAUGACCACCCUGAAACACGCCGACCCCACCGGGAACCUGCCUCUGAACGCCUUCCACCAGAUGAUCUUCCAGCACGACCGGCUCUUCAAAGCCAGCCUCAGCCUCCUCAAGAUGCUGCAGUGGAGGAAGAGGAGGGACGUGUCCUAUAACAAGUCUCCUUGAGACGAAGGCAUCAAUCCCCUUCCUCCUCCUCCCUGGACAACACAGGCAGCUCCAGCUAUAGAUCCCCCCACCCUGCCCUCGCCCCGCUCCAAUGCUCUGUAGCACGACCCUAGUUUCCAGUGUGGACAGCCACUGUAAAAGCACAAAACCUUGGACCGAGCGGGAGGUGCCAGCGCAGUGGGUGAUGUGGGGAGCGGGGAGGAGGCGGCAGUGUGUUUAGGAGUGGGGAUCUACGAGGGGACUAGCAACACCCCAGUCUUUGCAACCAGCUGAUUCUUUUGUAUCUUUUUUUUAAGUAUAUUUGGGGUUUUAAAAGGAUUUUUUUUUUUAAAGAACUUUCAAAAAGUAGAGGUUUAAGGCCCUGCUGUAGUGUAGGUCCCAGGAGUCCUAACUCCCACUCGCCUCCCAGAGCUGGGGAUAGAACCCAGGAGUCCCAACCUCUCCCAGGACUGGAUAGGACCUGGAGUCCUGACCUCUCCCAGGGCUGGGAAUAGAACCCAGGAGUCCCCGGAGCCCCAUCUCUUCCCAGAGCUGGGGAUAGAACCCAGGAGUCCCAACCUCUCCCAGAGCUGGGGAUUGAACUCAGGAGUCUGGAGGCCUGUCCCAAUGCUCUAACCACUAAGCACCACUCCCCUCCCACAGCUGGGGCUAGAUCCCUGGUUGUAUUGAGUUGUCUCCCUGCCCAAGACCCACCUGUGGGGGUGGGCCCGGCUGUGCUUCCACCGGGGGAGGGAUAGACACCCUGCAUGAGGUGGCAGCCCAGCUGGUGUGUGCCGGGGCUUGAGGCCCUGGCGAAGGGAGCCACGGGGCAUCA